Molecule: messenger RNA, 4972 nt
Organism: Vollenhovia emeryi
Lineage: Eukaryota; Metazoa; Arthropoda; Insecta; Hymenoptera; Formicidae
Product: structural maintenance of chromosomes protein 3-like
Exons: 19
Coding region: 377-3988 (1203 amino acids)
Biological process (GO): mitotic sister chromatid cohesion
Cellular component (GO): chromosome
Molecular function (GO): ATP hydrolysis activity; double-stranded DNA binding; ATP binding
Source: RefSeq, a predicted model, not a curated record
ACUGAAGAGACAGAGGAUCAAUUAGCCGAAAGUUAAUUGAUCCUGUCUCUUCUUAAAUAAUAAGAUGGAAAAAGAUAGGGAGUCGACUGAACCCUGAUUAAUACUUAACCGCAGUUUGUGAAACUGGCCUUUAAUGCCGAUAGUCAGAUGUUUUCGUUGCGCUGGCGUCAGCGAGUCUCGCAUGUUCGGCUGCGGCUUCGUGCAACGCCAUUACUAAUGGUACCUAUUUGCGUGCAUUCGUUUACGCAGUGAUUGCCGCAGACGCGUCGCCCUAUCUUCGUUUGAUAUCUGAUGUGCAACGAAGACAGGAUGACGCUAGCCGCGGCAGUCGCUGCGUAAACGAACGCGCACUUUGUGUCUGACUUCUCGUCGCAUCAUGUUUAUCAAGCAGGUGAUUAUCCAAGGAUUCAAGUCUUACCGCGAGCAGACGGUCGUUGAUCCUUUUGAUCCAAGGCACAACGUAGUAGUUGGUAGAAAUGGAUCCGGCAAGAGCAACUUUUUCUGCGCUAUUCAGUUUGUCCUGAGCAAUCCUGAUGAGUUCUCGCAUCUUAAACGCGAGCAGAGGCAGGCGCUGCUACACGAAGGGCCAGGACCUUGCGUCACAUCCGCCCAUGUAGAAAUCAUAUUUGAUAACUGCGAUAGGAGACUACUGAUUGAUAAAGAUGAAGUCUUUUUAAAGAGAAUGAUCAGCUGCGAGAAGGACCAAUACUUUCUCAACAACCAGAUUGCAACAAGGAACGACGUGAUGAAUUUAUUGGAGUUGGCAGGAUUUUCUAGAUCCAAUCCAUACUACAUUGUAAAGCAAGGAAAGAUAAACCAAAUGGCAACGGCACCAGAUUCACACAGAUUAAAAUUAUUACGGGAAGUGGCAGGUACGAAGAUAUACGAUGAUAAAAAACAAGAGUCAAAAUCCAUUUUGAAAGAAACGGAAGGGAAGAUAGAAAAGAUCAAUGAUUCGCUACUAACGAUGGAAAAACGUUUGAAAAGACUUGAGGAAGAGAAGGAGGAAUUGAAAGAGUAUCAACGUUGGGAUAAACAACGUCGUUGUUUAGAAUAUACGAUCUACGAGCGCGAACUUAAAGAAAAUAAAAGGAAAUUGGUAGAGUUUGAGGUAUUGCGGACGAAUAGCGGAGCCGAGCAGGCGAGAUUGGGUGCAGAAUUGAAAACUGUACAAGAGACAGUAGGUGCAGCUACAAAGAGACUGAAGGAGGCAAAGAAGGAAGUGCAGAUUGCCAAAGAAGAAAGAGAAAUACUUGGUGCAGAGCAGCAGCAAUUACUGAAAGAAAAGAACAAGUUGACUUUUACCAUUAACGACUUGCUGGAGGAGGUGAAAGGUGACAACGACAGUAAGAAACGUGCCCAACAAGAAUUGGAAAAGUUGGAAGCUAAUAUUGCUCUUCGAGAAGACGAGCUAAAAUCUCUCAAGCCAGAGUACGAAGGAAUAAAACGUGUCGAGGAAGAGCGUAUGCAAGAAUUGGAAUUAAAAGAGCAGAAAUGUAAAGAAUUGUAUGCUAAACAAGAUCGUGGCAGUCAAUUCACUACUAAGGAUGAGAGGGACAAGUGGAUACAAAAUGAACUUAAACAGCUUACGAAACAGAUAAAGGACAAAGAAGAAUAUCAGAAGAAGAUAAGCGAAGAUUUGAAAUGUGAUACAGAAAAACAGAUUGCGUUGGAGAAGAAGGUAGGAGACCACACACGCGAGAUAGAACAGCAGCGUGCGUCAAUAGAGGAUCAUAACAAGCGAUAUUAUGAGCUCCUUAAAUUGAAGGAUCAGUAUCAAGUGACUCGAAAAGAACAGUAUCGGCAAGAAAGCGUAUUGCAAUUGAAUCUAUCUGAUCUAAAAGAAGAUUUAGCGAAAGCAGAUCAGAGUUUGAGAUCCACAACUGGCGUAGCUAUUUUGAAUGGCAAGGACAGUGUGCGUAAAGUACUAGACACUUUUCGUAAACGAGAAGAUAUGAUUAGUGAAGUUAGCAGCUACUACGGGCCUGUGAUUGAAAGCUUCAGUUGUGACGAGAGCGUUUAUAUGGCUGUUGAAGUAACCGCUGGCAAUCGAUUGUUCUAUCAUAUUGUGGAGACUGAUAAGUUUGGCACACAAAUUUUAAAAGAAAUGAAUAGUCAACUGUUAUCGGGAGAAGUAACUUUUAUACCCCUAAAUAGACUUCGCGUAAAGGCUGAAGAUUAUCCGCAAGUCUGUGAUGCUAUACCUAUGAUAUCCAAGUUGAGUUACGAUCCCAAAUUUGACAAAGCGUUAAGAAAUAUAUUUGGAAAUACUUUGAUCUGUCGCAAUCUGGAAACAGCGACGACUUUGGCGCGGGAUUGCGGCUUCGAUUGCGUUACGUUGGGAGGAGAUCAGGUUUCAUCCAAGGGUACCUUAACUGGCGGAUAUUUCAACACCCGCAGGUCACGACUCGAGAUACAAAAGACAAGAUCAAAAUUAAUAUCACAAAUCUCUGCUCUCGAGAUUCAAUUAACGACACUUAGGGAGGAAAUCAGAAAGACGGAUCAAAGUAUUAGUUCUUACGUUAACGAAAUGCAGAGGACUGAAACCAGACGUAGUAAAGCGAAAGAUAUAUAUGACAAAAUAAAGGCAGACAUACGUCUUAUGAAGGAAGAAUUGAGUGCUAUAGAAAUGUACCGCGCGCCAAAAGAAAUAAGUCUUGCACAAUGCACAUCAAGUUUGGAAGCGAUGAGCGUAACUAAAUAUGGCCUGGAGAGUGAAUUACGUCAAGAACUUACGGCGCUGUUGUCCGUUGCGGAUAAGCAUCAGGUUGACACUUUAAAGGAUAACAUAAAACGCUUAACGAAAGAAAGCAAAGAAGCGUUUGAAAAACGGAUGCAAUUAGAAAUAGAAAAGAAUAAGUUAGAGAACUUGUUAACAAGCAACUUGAUGAGAAGAAAGGAUGAUCUAGUUCAAGUUCUACAAGAAAUAUCAAUUGACGAUCGACAGCGGCAGCUUGAAUCGUCAAAGAUCCAGUUGGCAGAUAUCGAAAAGAGACUAAUGGAAGUGAAUGAGGACUUUGGAGCACAAAAUGAAAAAGUGGCCAAUGCUAUGAAGAAACAAAAAUUGGAGUCUGACGAAGUUGAGAAGUGGAAAUCAAAAGAAAAAGAAGCGCGAGAGAAAAUACUAGAUGCGAAAGAUUUAGAGAAGUUGACAAGCAAGUUGAAUAUUCUGCAGCAGAAAAUAGUGGAAUGUAAACAAAAGAUUACUGAACUCGGCGUAUUAUCUAGUCGUGAAGCUUAUUUUAGGUUUACUACAAUAUCAACGCAACAGCUUUUCAAGGAAAUGAAACAGGCAAAUAAGCAUUUAAAAAAAUAUAGCCAUGUGAAUAAAAAAGCUUUGGAUCAGUUCAUAUCUUUUAGCAAUCAAAUAAAAGAAUUGGUAAAACGAAAAGAAGAAUUGGACCGAAAUGGCGAGAAAAUAAAACAACUCUUGUUGGUACUUGAACAGCGUAAAUGCGAAGCAGUACAAUUUACAUUUAAACAAAUGAGCAAAUCGUUCAGUGAAGUAUUCAAAAAGCUUGUACCUUCGGGACAUGCACAGCUGGUUAUGAAAACUAGAAACGGUGAUGAAAAAGAAGGCGGAACAGUGGAGCUAUCAGACUCCGAUGAAUUUGUUGGCGUAGGUAUAAGAGUAUCAUUUGCGCGACAUACAAGUGAAAUGCGAGAAAUAAACCAGUUAUCAGGAGGACAAAAGUCACUCGUGGCAUUGUCCUUGAUGUUUGCGAUACAAAAGUGCGAUCCUGCACCGUUUUAUUUGUUCGACGAAAUAGAUCACAUGCUAGAUCCACAAGACAGACAGGCAGUGGCGAACAUGAUUCACGAACUUAGUUCUCACGCCCAGUUCAUUACCACGACAUUCAGACCGGAAUUGCUACACGGUGCAAACAAAUUCUAUGGAGUAAAGUUCAGGAAUAAAAUUUCGCAUAUUGAAUGUGUGAUGCGACAAGAAGCAGCUGAUUUCGUCGAGGACGAUUCAAUGCAUGAUUGAAGUUAGAACAUUCUGUUUACAAAGUUUACAAUGAAGAAACUUUUAAUGUCUAUUUUUCGUGCAGCUUUAUUGCAAUCUCGGUCGAGAUUUUUUUCACAUUAAUAGCGUUUUUUUAUAAAGAUACUGUACAUGAAGAGAAAAAUUUAUUUUAUGUUACGCGAGACAGACUAGGGUCAUGUUACAUUGUGAAUUUUAAUGGAGUUUCAAUAAGUUUUAAUUUUUAUUUAGUUUUGAUAAAUGAAACGUAUGAAGUUUUGAUAAUUUAACAAUAUUUAAUUUGCAACAAAUUAUACAUAUGUUAUAGAAACAUUACUGAAUAAUAUGUUAAUUGAAAUUUGCUUUUUCCCGUUUAUUAACGUACACUCAUUUGUUUGCUCACAUUUCUUCCUCCCCUCUCUCCUCCCUCCCGUCAUUUUCUCGAUAUUGUCACUAAUUUAUAAUACUAAUGAGAAUUCUUCAAUAUCGCCGGCGGUAAUUAACAACGUCAGUGUUUUCUUGACCUGGCAUCUUUUAGUAAUACAGAAAACCCAGAUAGCACAAAGAUGUACAUAAGUUUAUAGAGAAUUCAUUUUAAAGAAAACGCAGAAUUAGAAAAAUGAAUAUGUGAAGAAUUCUUGAAGAAUUAGUCUGAAUCAGUUCGUCAUGAAGUAUUCUUCUGAAGUUCAUUAUAAUGAAUACUUCGCGAUUCAGUACUGUGAAUACUUUGAGAAUUUAUAAGGAAUUAUUUGUCAUGCGCGAGUAUCCGCUAACCGCCAUCCGGACGUUCUUGUGCAGCGUGUUACCACGUGCAAUAUUUUGUGUGCGUAACGUUAUGUGCAAUUAAUUUUGUGCAAUAGUUCUAUUGUGUAAAAGAAAGAAUCGAACGACGAGAACCGAAACGGAAGAAUCAUCCGAUUGUCAACGAGCUUCGGUUGAGAGUAUCUCACUGUUGAGUGAGAAAUUAUAAUAAUGGUACUGUAAUGUUACUGCAUAUUAGAUGUGUAC